Molecule: messenger RNA, 1049 nt
Organism: Anopheles maculipalpis
Lineage: Eukaryota; Metazoa; Arthropoda; Insecta; Diptera; Culicidae
Exons: 3
Coding region: 3-1049 (348 amino acids)
Source: RefSeq, a predicted model, not a curated record
CGAUGUGUUACUACCGGUUCACCUGUGUCCUGCUGGUCGUCAUUGCUUCCCGGGUGGACGGUGACAGCAGGUCUUCCAAAUCCACAAUCAGCCACCAUCAAUCAGCGUCUAGCGAUGAGUCAUUCACCCCACUGGCGCUGUUCGGUGGCAAUCUGUUUCCUGCGGACGUUCCCACCGAUGAGCAGGUUUUCGCCCCAACGCUACCGUUACCGGAAAAACAAGUUUUAGAGUUAGGCAACCUGCGCACGGACAUCGAGGCAACUUCCGUGAGCAGCCGCAACGGCGGCAGCAGCAGAUCUCAGGCCCAGUCGGACGUUGAACAUCAUCCGGCAGCCCAAAAAAUCUAUCCCACCUUUUUCCGCAACAUACCACCGUUGGGCCACUCCCGACCGUACUACCAAUCGACGGAAGCGGCCAUCGAACAGCGGUUUAACAAGCUGCGCACGGGUGUACCGACCGCACCGGAAAUCGCUUCGCCCCUGCUCGGUUCGGGUGAUUUUGGCAUUAUCAAGGGUGGCACAUUCUACUACGACACGGACGUCCCGGGCAAAGGGUUCGUGGACGAUUUCUACGGCCUUGGCUAUAGCGGCAACAAUGGUCACGGUCGGCCCCAGCUAGCGUACCUCGUCCAGAAACCGCAAAAGGAGGAACAGUUCUCCAAUUUCCGUGACUUUGCGGACAUUAACAUCUCGAACGAUCCGGCCUAUUCGCAUCAUGUCCCACUGUACCUGGGGAUGCAUGAUGCCGAUGGUGCUCGGAAACCUCCCCCUCCCGGGAUCCCAUCGUCCCUGGCACCUGCCACAGUACCUGAAACUACCAGCACAGCCGGCGCAGUGAAACGCGAACCGGACAAUAUACUGGACGAGCUGCGCUCGUUAGACGAACCUCCGCAGCCGAACGGCAAAAGUCGACCGCGGAUGCACGAGGGCAAGGCGAAAAAGGAAACGCUUUACGAGCGGAAAAAGCGACCUAAGGCCACGAAGAAUGUCACCAAGGGAGCGGCUGCGGAGCAGUCGGAGGGAGAAGAUUAUAUGGUGGCAUCUAGCUAA